Cladocopium goreaui is the source of this 504-nucleotide messenger RNA. NCBI's taxonomy places the organism in Eukaryota, Dinophyceae, Suessiales, Symbiodiniaceae. The record is from the annotation of a GenBank genome assembly.
AUGGCGCCGUUCGUUUCCUUGCCUCCGACAUCUCUGGCUCCAUCCUUGCCAUCUCUGGCGUUGGUGAAGCGGCAGCAUUUGGAUAGGGGGAGAUUUAUCGAAAAGGCCUUGCUUUUCAAUGUGGUGCAGCAGCUGUAUGUGAGCAGAACAGCCACCGCGGCCCCGCAGAAAUCCCGUGUUGGCCCCGGGUCAUUUCUCCAAAGGGAGUUGUCCGGCUGUGCCCACUGGGAUCUGGACUGCGAGGAGGAGGAGGACGAGGAGGAGGAGGAUGCGGAGGCGGAGGAUCUUCCUUUGGAUGAUGCCAUCGACAUUCUCAAAAGGCGGCAAGCGCAUCACCAGUCGGCGCCCGUUUUGCCGCCGGCCACGCCGCUGAAGCAUGCCGUGCUGGCAGAGAAGGACAGCACCAGCCACUUCAGCAGCACGAUGAGCUCCACUUCUUGGGGACGAGUCACGUCGAAGGAGUCGAUUUCGCACAGGAUGCCGAGUCGGCAACGAGCUAUCAAG